Molecule: messenger RNA, 3755 nt
Organism: Crotalus tigris (Tiger rattlesnake)
Lineage: Eukaryota; Metazoa; Chordata; Lepidosauria; Squamata; Viperidae
Gene: LMBR1L
Product: limb development membrane protein 1 like
Exons: 17
Coding region: 292-1752 (486 amino acids)
Biological process (GO): receptor-mediated endocytosis; signal transduction
Molecular function (GO): transmembrane signaling receptor activity
Source: RefSeq, a predicted model, not a curated record
UCCUUUCCAUCGUCAUUAAUCGCAUCACUGCAAUAGUAGAGGUUAGUUGAGUCAGGGCGAUACUACUUCGGCGUCUUUAUCGAUGCAAAACGGAGCUUCCUUCGUGGCGGGUGGACCUGAAUUGUGACGCGGAUUGAGUGUUGCAGCGUUCUAGAAGUUGUCCCUAACGAGCAAGAAAGGAGGAGUUUUCGAUUCGUGGUGGCGGCUACGCUGGGGUUCUGGGAGCCCUGUCCCCUGCUUCCCCAGGCCCCACUGCCAGCCCUACAAACUUUCAGCCAUGCCGUCCAAAGAAUGAAUUUGGGGGAUCACGACUUGCUGUCUGCGCGGGAGCAGUUAUUCCACGAGAGGGUCCGAGAGUGUAUUAUAUGCACCCUUCUUUUUGGCAGUCUCUACAUCCUGUGCUACUUCAUCUUAACCUACUUCAAAAGGCACACAGAUUUCACUACAGUUGAUGAAGAUGCUGCAGUCAAUCGGAUUGCGCUGUGGCUGUGCACCUUUACUCUGGCUGUGUCCCUGGGGGCAGUGCUCCUGCUGCCCUUCUCCAUCAUCGGCAAUGAAGUCUUGCUUUCCUUCCCUCAAAAUUACUACAUCCAGUGGUUGAACGGCUCCCUCAUCCAUGGACUCUGGAAUCUUGUCUUCCUCUUUUCCAACCUCUCCCUCGUCUUCCUCAUGCCGUUUGCCUACUUCUUCACAGAAUCAGAAGGCUUUGCCGGAUCAAAGAAGGGGAUCAUGGCUCGGGUAUAUGAGACCUUUGUAGUCCUGCUGUUGCUAACCCUGUUGGUUCUGGGAAUGGUCUGGGUUGCCUCUGCCAUUUUGGACCAGGACGGGGCAAGCAGAGAAAGCCUCUAUGAUCUCUGGGAGUAUUACCUUCCCUACCUCUACUCCUGCAUCUCCCUGUUUGGUGUCCUCCUGCUCCUGUUGUGUACACCCUUCGGUCUGUCGCGGAUGUUCACUGUCACAGGGACACUGCUGGUAAAGCCCAGGCUCCUGGAGGAUUUAGAUGAGCAACUGAGCUGCACGGGAUUUGAGGAAGCUGCCAUUUCUCGCAAGAUCAAUUCUGGGAAAACAUCCUGCUGGCUCAAUUUUGAUAUGGAAAUGUUGAGACAACAAUAUCUAGCCAUUCAUGCACACAGGAUAACACUAGAAACGCGCCGCAAAGCUUCCGCUUGGCAAAGGAACCUGGGCUAUCCAUUGGCUAUGCUGUCUCUGCUGUCGUUGACAGGUAUCUCUGUCCUGGUUGUCUGCUUCCAUGUUCUGGAGCUGCUGUUGGAUGAUGCUGCAAUGCCUCGAGGAAUCCAGGAUGCACCACUUGGAAAAGUUUCUUUCUCUGUCUUUGGCUCUUUUGGGGCAGCCAUGCAGGUCAUUCUGAUAUUUUAUUUAAUGAUCUCCUCUGUUGUGGGAUUCUAUAGCUCCCCAUUUUUCAUUAAACUGCUGCCUGAGCAACACAACACAGCUAUGACUAAGAUCAUUGGAAACUGUGUCUCUCUCUUGGUGUUGAGUUCUGCACUUCCUGUGUUGUCUCGCACGUUGGGGAUUACAAGAUUUGACCUGCUGGGAGACUUUGGGAGGUUUAACUGGCUGGGAAACUUCUACAUUGUUUUUCUCUAUAAUAUACUCUUUGCCGGACUCACAACUCUCUGCUUGGUCAAGAAGUUCACCUGGGCUGUACAGGCAGAACUCAUCAGGGCAGUUGGCCUCCACAAGCUGCCUCUACCUGUGACCCGAUCUUACCAACCAAGCAAACUCAGCUAAAAUAAGGAUUGCGCCGGGAUUGAGCUUGGCAUUGACUAUGGAUAGACCUUUCUGACUUUGUGCUCGUGUUUUGAGCCAAUCAGUGAAGGGGGCGGAGGUCAGGAACUUCCUUGUUCUGAUUCUUGAUUUGACUGGCAUCCUGAGAGGACCGUGAGAUGAAGAAGUUGCGUCCUUCAGUUGUAUGGCCCCUUGUACCUGCCUCCCAGAAGCCUGAAGAACAACAAGCUUCAACACAAGAAAGGCCUUCGGGACUUCUAUUAAGGUGCUUUUCUGGCAAGAGAAAGAGAAUAUACUGUUCAUAAAAAAAAAAAAACCCAACCCAGCAGAAUCAAGGCAGCAGAAGUAGGUUAUGAAGAGGACAAAGGACUGAGACCGAUAAAUAAAAUGAGCUGCUGGACUUAUUUUUAGGGGGCAAGGUGAAGGUUCAGCCUACUGGAGAAAGAGCUUGUGUCCCUCAUCAUGAUAACAGAUGCUGUCGUUCUCUAUUAUUGGGGCUUUCCCCUUUCCUUUUGUUUACAUGUCUUAAAGUUCAUACCUACCCUGGCCUCUCUCUCUCACAAAAUCCUGUGGUCCAAAGGGGCCAAUUCAAGUUUUGAGUGGUUUUUUAAAUUUGGUUUCGUACCUCACUCAAGUGCAAUAUAAGUUGGCACUAUUGGGCCACGUAUACCAUUCAGCAGCCAACUUGGUAUGUUUGUGUGUAUGUGUGUGGACGGGGUUGUUUGAAUUUUGAGCGUGUGUGUCAAGAAUGACUACUGUAACGUGUUAUGCUUUGCUCUUUCACAGCAAUAGUUGUCAACAUAGGAUCCAAUCAAUUUCUCCUUGAUCAAUUUUUCCAGAAUGAUUUAAUCCAGCCAGAAAGAAACCACUGCCAUGCCAUUAUGGGGCAGCCAAUCUUCUGAGUCCGAAGCUUAGGGUUCAAGAAUAUUCAUACGGCUCCUCUGUCAUCUUCUCAUUCAUGUCAGCUUUGUAGUAAAUUCCCCCUUGGGUGGACUUCAUGGACUACUUUGCCUAAUUUUCCCACUCAGAUUCUAUAAAGGGUAUCCCAGAGGCAUCGUCCAGUUCUCAUAAUAACUGGGCAGUUCCCAUUAUUGGUAAAUAUUGGUUGCUUUAGACAUGCAUGAAUAUUUGUGCAAUGGGGUAGAGGGAACUAUAUUCUUCCUUCCCCAACUAUUCAUAAUUGUUUGAGGUCUUUUUUUUAUUAAUGGCACUGGGGCCAUGGAAUGCCACCCCUGCUCCAAAGGUUUUCAGCUUAUUUUGCAUGGCUGGCAUUCUAGCCCCAUGUCUGUAUCUACUGUGAAUGCUUCCACUGGAAGUCUCUCAGCCCUUGAAUGCUUGACCAGAUGCCCCCUUAUAUUCUGCUUUCAUUGAAAUUACACAAAGCUUAAUCCUUCAUUUUAUGGCAGAAAACAGUAAACAGGUUGGCCAUAAAUGGGGAGAUGGGCAUCAGAUGAGCCAGCAUUGAACAAAACGGUCAUUUAUCAUCAAGUAGGCUGAGUUGCAAGCAUACUCUUUUCCAGCAUCAAGGCUUCUGUUGUAGAUAGGUAGGGUUAGCAAGCCUCACAGCUGCCCUUUGUGCAUAACUCAGAGGACUGAAGGUUACAUUGUGAUGACAAUGAGCCACUUGUCUCCAUAGUUGUUAAAGCUGGAGCUGAAAAAAGUUCAAUGUUUCAAACUCUGCAUUCUCCACAGAUCCACUUUUAACUUUGCCCAAAGAAAUACCUUCAGAUGUGGAUGUACUGUAUCUCCCAGAAUUUUCAAUCAACAUAUUCAAAAGCUUUGCAGGCUAUAAAUUCUAGGAUUUGCAGUCCCAAUCAGUCAGGUGGGCUAAAUUAGAAUAGGAAAAAAAUUGUGUGAAUCCAUCUGUUGCAGGAAAUAUGACAAUGUUUAUACUUCAGCUCAGACAGGACCAACUGUCUUUCUUGCUAUGUAGUGAAUGUCUGAUCUUAUUACAUGGAACUCCUAGCUGUGUAAGCAAUAAAUUGUGGUGUUUUUUUUUACAAAAA